AUGCGAACGCAGAAGACCAAGAAAAGCACGAGCAAGGCGGCAAAGCCCGUGAAGCGACUGCGGAAGGAGCAGAAGGCCGGACUGAUCCUCCCGGUCGCCCGCAUCGAGCGCCGAUUGCGGACGGGGCAGUGGAACCCGCGGACGAGCCCCAUCGCGGCGGUGUACAUCGCGGCCGCCGUGGAGCACGUCCUGCGGCGCAUCCUGGCCCUGUCCAUGGUGUGGGCCGAGGCCAUGGAGCGCGUCCGCGUCACGCCGCUCUUCGUCGCGCUCGCCGUCAAGGCCGACCCUGAGCUCGACGCCCUGCUCGGCGACGCCAUGUUCAAGGACGGAGGCGCGGCAGAGUACGUCCUCUAG
Molecule: messenger RNA, 354 nt
Organism: Penaeus indicus
Lineage: Eukaryota; Metazoa; Arthropoda; Malacostraca; Decapoda; Penaeidae
Product: histone H2A-like
Exons: 1
Coding region: 1-354 (117 amino acids)
Biological process (GO): heterochromatin formation
Cellular component (GO): chromatin; nucleosome
Molecular function (GO): protein heterodimerization activity; DNA binding; structural constituent of chromatin
Source: RefSeq, a predicted model, not a curated record